UCGCGAGAGAGAGAGAUAGAGAGAGAAACAGAGAAACCCUAGCGAGCUUCUCUAAUGGAGAUUUGGUGAUCGGAGAGUUUGGGUCAGCGGCCAUUGAUUUCGUCUGGGUUUCUUGGAGGCGUUGGUGAUGGGAAAGGCGAAGGGAGGAUCGAUAUUCAUUCGGCUGGUGUCGGCGGCGGGGACGGGCUUCUUCUAUGUGAAGCGGAAGAACCCUAGAAAGAUCACGGAGAAGCUGGAGUUCCGCAAGUAUGAUCCUCGUGUCAAUAAGCAUGUUCUUUUCACUGAGGCCAAGAUGAAAUGAUCGCAAUCUAAUUUAGUAUGUAUGUUUUCAUUCAUAGUCUCUGAUUUUGAUGUUAGGGUUCUUAUGCCAUGGAAUUUGAACUUUAGCAUUUGAAAAUAAUCUGAGCAGAGCCCUGGAUUUCUUUACAAAUUUUUGUUUUUCUAUUUGAAAAAAAAAAAAAUGAAAUUUACUCUUGUGGUGCUAAA
Dioscorea cayenensis subsp. rotundata (Guinea yam) is the source of this 486-nucleotide messenger RNA. Its product is annotated as 50S ribosomal protein L33-like. Gene Ontology annotation, molecular function: structural constituent of ribosome. NCBI's taxonomy places the organism in Eukaryota, Viridiplantae, Streptophyta, Magnoliopsida, Dioscoreales, Dioscoreaceae. Bases 128 to 301 code for a protein of 57 amino acids. Gene Ontology annotation, cellular component: ribosome; large ribosomal subunit. Gene Ontology annotation, biological process: translation. The transcript has a single exon. The record is from RefSeq and is a predicted model, not a curated record.